CAAAUGGAUCCUUUUGCCUCGGCUGGGUGUGACUUAUGAGAGGCGAAGAAGCAAGGCAGCCGAAUUCAACUCCCGUGUUCGGCUCGUCGGCCGCAGCUGCUGCCCUUCCGCCUCCCUCCUUCGCUCCGGCCGUGCUCGCCGCCGGCGCGCCUAGUCAACCGCUCCGUCGCAUGGAGAUGGCCCCUGCGCCCGUCUCCUCCAACCCGCGUACGGUCGAGGACAUCUUCAAGGACUUCUCCGGCCGCCGCGCGGCCCUAGUGCGCGCCCUAACCUCCGAUGUGGACGAGUUCUAUGGCUACUGCGACCCAGAGAAGGAGAAUUUGUGCCUGUACGGCCUGCCCAACGGGAGCUGGGAGGUGGCGCCGCCGGCGGAGGAGGUACCGCCCGAGAUGCCGGAGCCGGCGCUGGGAAUCAACUUCGCGCGCGACGGCAUGCAGCGCCGCGACUGGCUCUCCCUCGUCGCAGUCCACUCCGACUCGUGGCUCAUCUCCGUGGCUUUCUUCUUCGGCGCCAAACUCAACGCCAACGAACGGAAGCGCUUAUUCAGCAUGAUCAACGAUCUUCCAACUGUUUUUGAAGCAUUAGCUGACAGAAAACACGGCCGAGAUAGAUCUGGUGUUGAUAGCAGCGGCAAGUCCAGACACUCAUCAAAGCGAUCAAGCGAUGGCCACGCAAAGAAGUCUAGGGCGGCUCCCCCUGUCGAAGAGUAUGACGACGACGAAGACGAAGAGCACAGCGAAACCUUUUGUGGAACCUGUGGCGGCCUCUACAAUGCGAACGAGUUCUGGAUCGGCUGUGACAUCUGUGAGCGGUGGUUCCACGGCAAAUGCGUGAAGAUAACCCCGGCCAAAGCGGAACACAUAAAGCACUACAAGUGCCCUGACUGCAGCUCGAAGAAAAUCAGGCAGUAGGUUACAGUGUGCACCCACCCGCCGUCGCUGACCCAUCUGAUCUGAUCAAACCAUACUCCGUCUCAAGGUCGCAGCUAGCAGAUGUGAAUUCAUUAGACGUUGUGCUGUUAUGUGGAGGUAGAAUGAGGCAAGGGACUGAGAUGGAUAGCUGCUCGUUUUAUAAAUGGCUCGUUAACUGUCGAUGCCAUUGCUGUGCAUGUUCAUUACCUGUCGUUGUAGCAGCCAUUCACUGAUGAGUGAUUUAUGCCUUGGUAGUGGUAGGGGUUUCAUUGAUUUGCGUAUGUCUGGACUGGUCCUGUCAAAUUUGUAGUCAUCUUCCUCAAAGAAACAAACAAAAAUGAACUCUUGUAUAUU
This is a messenger RNA of Phragmites australis (common reed), 1265 nucleotides long. RefSeq names its product PHD finger protein ALFIN-LIKE 3-like. Lineage: Eukaryota; Viridiplantae; Streptophyta; Magnoliopsida; Poales; Poaceae. Gene Ontology annotation, cellular component: nucleus. Gene Ontology annotation, molecular function: transcription coregulator activity; transcription cis-regulatory region binding; histone binding. Gene Ontology annotation, biological process: regulation of DNA-templated transcription. The coding region runs from base 36 to 911 and encodes 291 amino acids. The record is from RefSeq and is a predicted model, not a curated record. The transcript is spliced from 5 exons.